Molecule: messenger RNA, 1281 nt
Organism: Chenopodium quinoa (quinoa)
Lineage: Eukaryota; Viridiplantae; Streptophyta; Magnoliopsida; Caryophyllales; Amaranthaceae
Product: inorganic pyrophosphatase 2-like
Exons: 3
Coding region: 63-704 (213 amino acids)
Molecular function (GO): phosphatase activity
Source: RefSeq, a predicted model, not a curated record
AGAAAAACAAGAACUAGUAUUGUUAUUUGAUUUUGAUAAGACGAUAAUUGAGUACGAUAGUGAUGAUUGGGUUAUUGAUAAUUUGGGUUUUACCCAACUCUUCAACACCCUUCUUUCUACCAUGCCUUACAACUCUCUUAUGGUGUGAUUUGAGGAUUGUAAGUGAUGCAAACACUUUUUUCAUAGAGACAAUUUUGAAGCAUCAUGGAGUGUUACAUUGUUUCUCUGAAAUCAACACGAAUUCAGCUAUUGUUGAUGAGGAUGGCAGACUCCGAAUUUCGCCAUUUCAUGACUUUAACUCAUCUUCUCAUGGGUGCAACCUUUGUCCUCCCAAUCUUUGCAAGGGGGAAAUCUUUACAAGAAUCCAAGCUUCUUCGUUAGAAAAGCGAUUCAUCUAUGUAGGAGAUGGAAAAAAUGAUUACUGUCCAAGUUUAAAGCUAACAGUAAAAGAUUAUGUGAUGCCAAGGAAGCAUUUUCCUCUGUGGGAUGCAAUCUGCAUCGAUCCUGCACUUAUAAAGGCGUCGAUUCAUGAAUGGGAAGACGGCGAAGAACUUGAGAGGAGCUUGAUUCAGUUAAUUAGUUCUUUAAUGAUCAUGAAAGCAGAUGAAGUUCUUAUAGCAGAAGAAUAUCUUUUUGCUGACUGUAAAUCUGAUCAUGUUGCUGCACCUGAGUCCUUUCAGAAGUCGGUCCCGGUCCCUCAUUAAGUAUGAAUUUAUGAUGUGAAACUCCUUAUCUUUGUGGUUGAAGUUGAAUUUCUGAGUAAUAGCAUGACAACCAUGACUUUGCAGGCAGUGUAUGUAGUCAUAGGUACAUACCUGAUAAUGAAUCAAAGCAGUAAUGGUGAUGUUGCUACUGAAUACCGAAAAUCUAUAGAAGUAUUGAUGUAUGCUUGAUGUCCAACUAAGGUGGUAAUUGGGUUUUUCGGAUUGGGUUAUAGGACUUAUAGCUAGAUUCAGAUCACAUUCAAAAUUUUGAGUCAUUCGAUUCAGUUUGAGUUCAGUUCUAAGUUGAUCGAUGAUAGUUUAGAUUUUUUUCAAAAAGUACCUGUUAAUUAAAACAUACAACCUUUUUCCCUUUAUUUUGGUACCAUUUCAUUUAAUUAUGACAAAUGUUAGCCGACAUACAACCAAAAAGUCAAACUUCAGACCACACGUACAAAUCAAUUGUCCCUGUUAGCUCAUAGACUACCCAAUACACAGCUUUGUGAACUCACUGCUUUUGUCCAAUUAUUAUUAUUAGGUCAUGAUCAGUUACAGUUGAAAUUUCUUGCAAUUUGUAGAC